Molecule: messenger RNA, 2220 nt
Organism: Fraxinus pennsylvanica
Lineage: Eukaryota; Viridiplantae; Streptophyta; Magnoliopsida; Lamiales; Oleaceae
Source: the annotation of a GenBank genome assembly
AUGAGAGGCGUGACUGACAUUCAUGAAUGGAGAGAUGCAUCGGAAGGACUUAAAGAAUCAUGUUUGGGACAAGCCGACAUGGAAUAUGAGGUUUUGCCAGUUCUCUUGUAUAGUUAUCAUCGGUUGAGAGAUCCAAGGCUAAAACGUUGUUUUUUGUACUGCUCCUUGUAUCCUGAAGAUUAUCAUUUUCGUAGAGAGGAAUUGAUUCGAAAUUUCAUUUCAGAAGAGCUGAUGGAGCGAAGAUUAAGCUGGCAAGCUGAAGUCGCCCAGGGUCAUGCAAUACUAAAUCAAUUGGUGAGAGCAUGCUUAUUGGAAAGUGAUUCAGAUACAUAUGUAAAGAUGCAUGAUUUAAUCAGAGACAUGGCAAUACGGAUCACUAAAGAUAACCCGAGGGACAUGGUAAAAGCUGGACUUCACUUAGAGGAUCAAGAUAACCCGAGGUACAUGGUAAAAGCUGGACUUCACCUAGAGGAAUUACCGGAGGCUCAAGAGUGGACAGAAGAAUUGGAUAAGGUUUCAUUGAUGGAUAACUAUAUAAGGGAAAUUUCACCUGGCACGUCACCCAAGUGUCCAAGUCUUUCCACCUUGAUCUUGAGAGGAAAUCCUCUGCGGCUGAUUCCAGAAUGUUUCUUUAAGCAUAUGUGUGGGUUACGCACUCUCAAUUUAAGUUUCACUGAAAUUGAGAGCUUGCCAAAUUCCAUAUCAGACUUGGAGAAACUUAAUGCAUUAUUGCUCAGAGAUUGUUCGAAACUGGUAUCAGUGCCAUCAUUAGAAAAACUCAAGGUAUUGAGACGUUUGGAGCUCUCAGGUGCUAUUAUUGAAGAAGUACCCCAAGGUAUGGAAAGCUUAACCAACCUCAAACGCAUGAGUUUGAUUUGUCAUCACUUAAAGAAGAUACCGAAGGGGAAUUUGUAUAGACUUAAACAACUUCAGCAGCUCGAGUUGCCAAAUCAUUUAGAUGCACCAAUAGAAGAUGUUGAGGCAUUGAAACAGUUGGAAGUAAUUCAAGUCAGGUUAAAUAGCGUACGUGAUCUCAAUCGGUUAAUCAACUCACGACAAAUUGACAAACAACUCCAUUUCUACAAAAUUAUAUUAGGUUCUCGAGGAAGCACAGAACUAAUGCAUUUCAGUUAUCUAAGUAAAUGUUUAUUUUUUGAAGAAAACAGUUUCAUGGAAUCCUCUUUAGAUACAGAUGAGAAUAUGCUGCCACGAGACAUUGAGAAUUUAUUCUUUUCAAGGAGUGGCUUGAGUGGUUGCUUAUUAGAUGAAUUUCCAAGUUUAAAUUAUGCUAGAGAUUUAAAAGAAUGCCGCAUAAAAGAUGAGGAUAAAAUAGAGUGCAUUAUGAGGUCUAGUACUGGGGUCCCAUUCCAAAGCCUUGAAAGGUUGCAACUGUGUGACUUGCCAAAUUUAAUUGGUCUCUUCAAGUGGGAAGCAGUUGCAACUCUUCCACCUGGCACAUUUUCCUCGCUCAAAAGUUUGAGUAUUAAACGUUGUGAUAAAAUCAAGAAGCUUUUCCCUCGGAGUUUGGUACGUAAUUUCCAUAACCUCCAAUCAUUAGCUGUUUUUUAUUGUUAUCAAAUGGAGGAGAUAAUAGAAGAUGACAACAAUGAAGGAGCUGAUAUCACAUUGCCAAUGUUAGAGGACGAACAACGGUCUAGUACUGGGGUCCCAUUCCAAAGCCUUGUAACGUUGGAACUGUAUGAGUUGCCAAAUUUAGUUGGUCUCUUCAAGUGGAAAGCAGUUGCACCUCUUCCACCUGGCGCAUUUUCCUCGCUCGAAAGGUUGGAUAUUUCACAUUGUCAUAAAAUCAAGAAACUUUUCCCUCAGAGUUUGGUACAUAAUUUUCAUAACCUCCAAUCAUUAAGUGUCAGUUGGUGUUAUCAAAUGGAGGAGAUAAUAGAAGAUGACAACAAUGAAGGAGCUGAUAUCACAUUGCCAAUGUUAAAGAAAUUGGAACUAUUAUUUUUGCUACGACUAAAAAGUAUCUGCAAGGGAAAGAUGAUUUGUGAUUCCAUUGACCGCAUUAAUUUGUGGAGCACUAAAAAUUUAAAGGAAUUGCCUUUAAAUUUACCGCUUCUCCAUGGACAACUGUCUCCUCCCCCAUGUCUUAAAUCAAUCAGCAUAAAGAAAGAAUUGUGGGAAUCAUUGGAGUGGGCCGAUCACAAUGCCAAAAAUGUCCUUCAACCCUUGGUUUCUUUUGAGAAUCCGUUUGCUAUCUGA